UCCAGUCGCCCUCUCUCUCACCGCCGCCGGGCCCCCUUCCUCCUCGCCCCGGCGACGGCGCGCACACAGCGAUUCCGACGUCUUCUCUUCUGCCUUCUCUCGUCGCCGUCCUCCUCAUAUCAUAUUUGCCCUGUGCCAAACUGGACUGGGAGCGGGCCGGAAACAUAUCCGGACUCGGAUUGAUUUCCUCUCUCGUCGGUGGGUUAGUAAACAAACCUAGAUUGCUCCCAGUCAGGCGGAGUUGGUUCUGCUCCCAAUCAGGCGAAUCCAAGUAUUUCUUCUUCCUCCCAGUCCGUUCAGUUGCGGAUUUCCUUGCUGCCGGAGAAGGCCGCUGAUCCAAUUCUUCAGCGCGCGGAUCGACUACGGUGGGCACUUACCACAGGACCUUCGACAUCAAGCUCUGUUGAUUCGGUAGAUGGAGGUGCCAAUGAACUCUGCGCAAACCGGUGCUCACUUCCCAGUUCAGCAUCGGUCCCUCUCGCUAGACAUCAAGGGCAAUAAGACAGACAUUGUUAUAAGUAAAUAUGAAGAUACCUUUCUGGUGAUUGUGACACAAAUUGGCUGCAUGGGAAGCAUACUGGCUGCCAAGAAAGAUGAAAGUGUUUUCUCGGACCCGACCUACAAUGUGACUGUUCUGUUUGGGAAGAGAGAUGAGCCCCUCCUACUAGCUUGUGCACGCCAACUUAUUGAGCACAUAAGUGGCAGUGGCUCAGCACGGUCGUUGGUGAUCUCUCUUGGUCUGACGGAUCAUUCUCAGGGAACACUUAAGGAUAUAAUUGCAGCUGUGAUUGAGAAUCGUCUUUGGUGAUGGUUUUGAUUAACUGAGCUGGAGUUGCGAUGCGCUGAAGACGCUGAAGUGAACAUAUACCAAUGAGCAAGAUGAUCCCUCAUUUUAUCACGUAUGAAAUUCCUAGAUCUUUGUAGGCAGAAUUUCUUUUCUACUUUAACAAAUAUAAGAGGUGGUUUUUAAGCUGUUCCGUGAGUGAUAUUGUCCUACCAUGGGCGAGGUGGGGGUGGGGGUUGAGGCUUCUCCUGUUGCCAAAACUUGUUGUCUCGUGCUAAACAAAGUCAUUUUUGGGGGAAGCAUCUUGCUUGUUCUCCCCCCCCC
Messenger RNA from Panicum virgatum (switchgrass), 1108 nucleotides. RefSeq names its product proteasome assembly chaperone 3-like. Lineage: Eukaryota; Viridiplantae; Streptophyta; Magnoliopsida; Poales; Poaceae. Gene Ontology annotation, biological process: proteasome assembly. The coding region runs from base 416 to 808 and encodes 130 amino acids. The transcript has 8 exons. The record is from RefSeq and is a predicted model, not a curated record.